CUCACAGAAUCAGCAUUCACAAUAACAUCCCGAUGGCGCAUGUCCCAAGAGCGCGAGCAGCACCCGGUUCGGUUUCAGCUGUUCAGGAUCGGAGGAGAAAAGUUCAGAAAAUGCUUCUGGUUAUCACUGAAACGUGCAUGGUGAUAAAACAAGGCUUACGGUUUGCCAAAUGGAAAGCACGUGAGCUGCAGCGUUCGGCUCUUUGUUUAUCACCGUCGGAUGCUGUUCGUGUGCCGAGGAGGAUUCCGGAGAGAACUGUGCCGUGAUAAUAAAAAGGCGCGAUGUGGGUUCUCUGUUUUGGCCGGAAUGGGACCAGGAUCCCCCAGUCUCAUGUGCACUCUCCCAUCGAGAAGCCAUCAAAAUGCGAAAUCACUGCUGCUGAUAUAAUGUCCUUGCCAGACGAUCCGAUGGUUCAGUUCACGGUGAGAGUUCGAGGCGUUCGUUAGGCAUCUGGGCGCUGGGAUUACAGCCCAAGGAUAUGUAAAUUCGCAAAACCGUGUCGGACCGGGACAUACGGUCGGGUGCUCUCAAGUGAUAAGUGCAAAUCUGGAAAGUGUGAAUGUGUGUUUGCGAAAAGUGAUACCUACAACAAUAGUGAACAACAGAAGUGAACGGAACAAAAAGCUGCAAAACUUGUUCCCUGGCGAGCACCAUAUGCUGGUUGGGGGAUAUCAUAGUGCUUUCAGCAAGCAAACGACACGGCUGGCGUAUUAAAUUAUACCAAUCGUAAAUAUUUCCUCCAACCAAACGAGAAAACUCUCCUGCUGCAUAUGACCAUCUUCUGGAGUUCCUCGGGGAGCUCGGUUGCAAUAAGCUCGAACUGCCGACGUCGCCAUCGCAUGCACCGAAAAGACGCCAUCGUCAUGAAAAACCACCAAAUUGAUACUCCCCAGGUGAAGUAGCAGCAGCAGCAUCUGUAGCAUUCUGUUGCCAGAAGGAAAAUGCGAAUGGUAAAUGGCCAUUCAAAAUUGAAAGUGUAAAAUCGGUGAGAGGAGUAAGUGGAAUAAAUUACAUUAGGGUUCGGUUGGGAAGUGGAAAGCUGAAGAAAGCGAAAAAGGAAACCGAAGUGGAUAGAGGAAAAUGAUUGGUGCAAAGCUGUUUCCGCUUCUGAUUUAUGUAUCAUCCUUGCUGGCCGUGUCUGUCGUUAGCGUUUCAACGAAUGUCGAAGAUUUUAUCGUGUUUAAUAGUGCUUGUUACGACGAUAGCGAUUACGUGAGUGAUAAUUUGAGCUUGAAAGAUCUGGUAGCGUCCAACGAUGUGAUAGUGAAAGCUUUCGCCGGAGAUGGCAAUUACCUUCGUCCUGAGUUGGUGGCUUCCGGAGCUACCAGGGCAAAUAGGGGCGGAAGUGAUGGGAGAAAAGUGAGAAGCAACGGCAGAAUUAGUCGAAGCGAUCGAAGUGCAAACAUCACCACACAACGGGAAGCACGGCACGGAAAUGAAGAAAAUGGAAAUGCUAGUUCCAUUAGCGUGGAAGACUUUAUCGUGCGCCUGGAGCCAUCGAUGGUAUAUAAGGGCAAUGAAAUCUUCAAAAAGCUGAAGCUGAUCAAUUGGAAGCACUUUGUAAUUAUAAGAAGCCUGGCAACCAGCCGCAAAAACAAACCUCUAGUAUCUGGUCAGCUUUCAGUCGGGAACAGUGAGCAAUUUCCCCAGAGUAAAGAACCUAACCCAACAGGAAAACUCGAUGCCAAGAACAAUAAGUACACCAACGUUAGUUAUAGAUCCAAGUGCAAUAGGAACAAACCCAUAACUAGCAGCAUAAAUAAUGGCGCGGAGCAGGAGACACCCGAAGCCAACAGUACCUACAGCAACAACAACAACAAGUCGACGCAAGACAAUAAUGAUGAUAGCCUCAGCAGGAACAGAACCAGCAAUAAUGCCCGUAGCCAACACCGCAGCAAGGACGAUAGUGCAGAAGACGCCACCCGAGACCACCACCGUACAGUGGCGAGCGUCCUUGGUGAAAUAUUGCCGACCGAGUUAAUCAUCUUCGGAAGAUUAGAUAGCAAAAGCAAUCUGCAAGUCGAUCUGCUUAGUGGCUUGCUGCUCUUCAGUAGGGAGCUGGAAACUUCGAUAUGGCGUGAGAUGGGAUGGAGCGAGUGGAGCGAAUACACCCCGUGCAGCGUAUCCUGCGGAAAGGGGGUACAGCAGCGUUUUCGGCAUUGUUUGAACAGACCAGAACCAGGAGCAGAGCCGAGCACACCUAGGACCGGCAAAAGGAUGUCAUCCACGCAAACUACACCGUCCCGGCACAAGUCGUAUGUAAAUAUUGAGCAUCCCAGCAUCAGCAGCAGCAGCAGGAAGGAUGAUAUGAUGAAUAAUGAAAAUGUAAAUCCCUCGUCACCAUUUACGACACCGCUCACGACAUCGACGCCGGCUCAGGUGGAGGGGGAAAGCGUGCUAGUCGAGCCAACGGUGGCAUUUGCUGAUGACGAUUACCACCAGCCGGAGAACAACGGCGAAGAACCUCAGGAAACGAACGAAGACACUUCAACGUCAACGACAGAUCUUCACGUUGCAAUUGAGAGGCGUUUUAAUGAAAGUACUAAUGCAAAUAGUAGCGAAAGGAGCAUUCAAGAGCAGCAUCCAGCCUCCGGCAGACAGUUUCGAGAGAUUUUUCUACAACGAGAACACGAAUACAAUGGGAGCAAACCUGGAACCCCCGUGUUCUCCGUGAACCGCGCCGCGAGGAAAAAAGCCCGCGACAAAAUGCACACAACCGUGACCGCAGAUCCUUCUCUCUGUGAGGGGUACAACAUCGAACAAAGAAACUGCAACAUGUUUGAAUGCACAGGUACAGUAAAUUUAAUGUCCGGAAGUUUCACCCAUCAGUCGGCUAUAGGAGAAAUAUGGGAAAACCGCAAAAAUUUGGGAAUCAACCAAAUCGAGACAAAUUUCACGUUAAUGAUAAACCUCCGUUCCAAGACGCAACAUCCCGUCCGAAUGGACGACCCUAACGAGCAGCCACCAAAUAAAAUCCUGUCGUUGCGUUCGCAAUUGGCCAGUAGCUCAAGUUUGUCGAUAAAUUUCGUUAACGAUGGGCAUGGUGGAUUGAAAGUAAUUCAGGAAAAGUUCGGCCUCUCGGAGAUGCUGCCCGUGGAGCGGAAUUUAUUGGACGGCAAAUGGCAUACGGUCGCCAUAAGUGGACGGAACGGAGGAUACAUAAACGUGUACAUCGACUGCUUAUGGGUGAACUCGUUCGUCCUCUCGAGAGGAGCCAUCGAGCUACCGCAGUAUCCGGUGAUUGAAGCAGGACGUGAUAUUGAACUUCAACAGUUGACUUUGGUCCCUGGCGGCAGAGAGCGACUCCAGUGCGCAACCGACACCAUCCCCAUCACGGACACCGAAAACCGGCAAGUGACCGAUUUUUUCGAAGGAAUACAUUAGCACUGAUGGGGUGCUGCAGCAUUUUACGCAAAAUAGAGAAACUAUCGUCGGCCUUCAAUAAUGUUCGCUUGCUUGUACUGUUAGUUAUGUGUGACUAUAGAAUGGUUAAUUUAUCGGUGCGGGAAUAUCUGCCUAUUGUAGGGCAAUUUUAUAACUAAACUGCUAAUUUCGUUGAAACUUCAUCUCAAAAAAAUGUUAUUCAGCUUCUAUUCUCUUUUUAUGUAGGUUGCUAACUUUUCCAUUAACGACCCGUGUUAUUAAUCAACGUCGAAAACCAAAUCUCAAAGAGAUAAAUCGUAUUUCAGCAUAGAAAGCAAGCAAACUAAUAAAAACCGUCCUGCACGACCGAUGUGUUGUCUCAAUUUCUGCUUUUAAAUAUGUAUAUAAUUGAAGAAUCUCUAAAAUUUAGAACAAUGUAAACUAUAUAAUAAAUAACACAUUUCCCUAUUUCCUACAGAACACAGCUCUUUACCCAUGUAAAUAAGAAACCUUCGUUAACCAAAGAAUACAUUUUACAAACUUGCGGUGUAUACCGUAGCGUAACGAAACAAUAAAACAUUAACUUACCAAUAAACAAUAACUUUAGGUCAGGAAUAUGUAAAAGAAUUGAUAAAUCAGAUUGGUAAAAAUUUAGUGAAAACAAAGAAUGCAAAGCUUAAACAAUUUACAAAGCCAAUAGUCGUCAUUCAACAGAGAAGCUAAGAGAGUAUAUGUUUACAUAAUUUAUUGCUAUUUUACAGGGUAAUAAGUUGAAUCAAAAAUCAAAACAGAAAGCAAAAAAUAAAAUAAUAAUAGAAAUAAUGUUAUGACAACUGUAAAUGAUUGAACAAGUCGAAAUAAAUAAUUAAAUAGA
Aedes albopictus (Asian tiger mosquito) is the source of this 4237-nucleotide messenger RNA. RefSeq lists its product as uncharacterized. Bases 1081 to 3384 code for a protein of 767 amino acids. Lineage: Eukaryota; Metazoa; Arthropoda; Insecta; Diptera; Culicidae. The record is from RefSeq and is a predicted model, not a curated record. The transcript has 8 exons.